AUAAUCUUGUACACAUUUUUGAGAAACUUGAUUUUGAGGUAGAAGUUCAUGAUGAUUUGACUGCUCGGGACAUGUACACCUGUCUUGGUAACAUAGGAGAAAGGGACCAUAUGCCAUACUCAUGUUUUGUGUGUUGCAUUCUUAGCCAUGGUACAGCUGGUAAGGUAUAUGGUGUUGAUGGGAUUCCUAUUGAAAUUUCCCAUCUAACAAGCUGUGUGAAAGGAAUACCUUGCCGUUCACUUAUUGGAAAACCAAAGUUAUUUUUCAUACAGGCUUGCCAAGGACAGAGAGCACAAAGAGGUGAUAUUGUGAUGGAUCAUGAUGGAGAUCAAGAUGAAAUACCAAUGAGUAUUCCUAAUGAAGCUGAUUUUCUUCUUGGUUAUGCCACAGUACCAGGAUUUGUUUCGUAUCGAAGUAAGACACAAGGAUCAUGGUAUAUCACCAAGUUAGUUGAAUGCUUGGAUCGAUAUCAUAAUGAAUAUGAAUUGCUAGAUAUAAUGAGAAAGGUAAAUGAAGAAGUUGCUAAAGCUAUUGCAGCUACAAAAGAUGGUGAAAGAAAGCAGGUGCCAGCACCUCAAUUCACUUUGAGAAAGAGACUCUUUCUUAAACCUGUUGAGAUUUUCUAA
This is a messenger RNA of Saccoglossus kowalevskii, 626 nucleotides long. RefSeq names its product caspase-8-like. The record is from RefSeq and is a predicted model, not a curated record. Gene Ontology annotation, biological process: proteolysis; regulation of apoptotic process. NCBI's taxonomy places the organism in Eukaryota, Metazoa, Hemichordata, Enteropneusta, Harrimaniidae. Gene Ontology annotation, molecular function: protein binding; cysteine-type endopeptidase activity.